UAUAACCUGGGGAAAAACAAUUUGAGACAUGUCAAUAGGAAAUGAGUUACAAACAAAGUUUUUUAAAAGCAUUUUCUUCCUAGACGAUCAUGUCAUGGAUCAUGUAUUGCUCAGAUUCAAAAGAGAGAUAUGGAAUUUUAAUAUUUGCAUCUGUGAAUGUGGAAUUUAGCAAGCAGCAACAUCAGAUUCACUGCAUAAAACUGCUUUCUUUGGACAAUUGGACAAUUCAACGUUAAUAUAAUAUAAAUGAGUAGCCUAUAUAUGAAAUUUGAAGAAAAAAGCGAUAGAUAGAAUGCGCAUGCGUACGAAAAUGACGGGCGGUCCUUAGAGAAGUUUAGUAUGUUUGUUGACGCCCCUUUGAAAUGUGGGAAAUGUGGUUUUAGGUGCCUGACGCUUCUUUUGUAGUCUACAACGUAUUACGUAAGGGGGUCAGUAACUACACUGACCAACCGGUAUGGUUUUAAAAACAAGGUUUCGCCUCUUAUUAAAGGUCGUAGUCCGCUGUCUUACUGAGUAAACACGAGCAUACACUCCAGGCUCGUGGUUCUUUUGGGAAAUCGUUUUACAUUCAUAAAUAUAUAUAUACAUUUUUUUUUCAGUGGGAAUCAGAGGACACCGGCAGCCUGCUAUGUCUCCUGUACAAGAAAACUCGCGAUGGCCCCGAGUAUCAAAGUUCACUCUGUCAGCAUGUGCUGCAACUGUUGCAGAGUUAGUCACAUUUCCUCUGGACCUUACCAAAACCAGACUUCAGGUACAGGGUGAAGGUGGUUCCCGACAUCAUGGUGGAAAUGUACAGCCUCCAAAAUACAGGGGCAUGCUGAGCACAGCUCUGGGUAUAGUGCGAGAAGAGGGGCCCUUGAAACUGUGGCAAGGGGUCACACCAGCUAUCUACAGACAUAUAGUGUAUUCAGGCGGCAGGAUGUUAGCUUAUGAACAGCUCAGGGAAUCUGUCCUGGGAAGAUCUGAAGAUGGUGUUUUUCCAGUAUGGAAAGCAGUGAUCGGCAGUAUGAUAUCAGGUGCCUUGGGCCAGUUCAUCGCUAGUCCAACAGAUCUAGUGAAGGUUCAGAUGCAAAUGGAGGGCAGGCGCCGUCUAGAAGGGAAGCCGCCAAGAGUACAUGGGGUUUACCACGCAUUUACAAAGAUCGUAGCAGAGGGAGGAAUACGAGGCCUUUGGGCUGGAUGGGUUCCCAACGUUCAGAGAGCUGCACUGGUCAAUUUAGGAGAUCUCAUGACAUACGAUACCGUAAAGCAUUUUCUACUGAGAAACACCUCCAUACCAGACAACAGCAUUUGUCACGGAUUGGCCAGCGUAUGCUCAGGAUUGGUUGCAGCUAUUAUGGGAACACCAGCUGAUGUGGUGAAAACUAGAGUAAUGAACCAGCCACGGGAUUCAAAUGGGAGGGGUCUUCUCUACAAGUCUUCUACUGACUGUCUGGUUCAAUCUGUGAGAAAAGAAGGAUUUUUUUCCCUCUAUAAAGGAUUUCUACCAACUUGGUUUAGAAUGGCUCCCUGGUCUUUGACUUUCUGGCUUACAUUUGAGCAAAUGAGACGAGCAAUGGGCAUCAGCUCGUUUUGACGAAUUUAAGAGUUGGACCUAGAAUAUUUUUUUACUUUGUCUCUAUAAAGUUUCUGAGCUGAACAUUCCAGUCCUCAUGUUUUAGGUGUGAAUUUAAUUGUAUGCAGGUACACAUUGCAGGACACGAAUAUUAGGAUGAAGUUGUUUGAUCACUGUAUGGUGCUGGAAAAAUGUAAAUGGCAUAGCAAUCAUUAAGUCCUUUAAAAAAAAGACAUUUGUUGUCUUCUUUUAACAUUUUUUAAAUGGUUUUAGUUUUCUUAACUAUAACAAACCUGGAUCAAACAACCACUAGAGGGCAUCCAGUCAAAAACAAUUGAGCAGAAACGAAAUAAACCCGGAACGUAAACAUGAA
This is a messenger RNA of Carassius auratus (goldfish), 1928 nucleotides long. Its product is annotated as mitochondrial uncoupling protein 4. Bases 629 to 1576 code for a protein of 315 amino acids. The transcript is spliced from 9 exons. The record is from RefSeq and is a predicted model, not a curated record. NCBI's taxonomy places the organism in Eukaryota, Metazoa, Chordata, Actinopteri, Cypriniformes, Cyprinidae.